AUGAAAGUGAGAGGGGCAAACUGGACGAAGUACAGUGAAAGGCGCAGUAUACCACGAAGAAUGAUUAGUGAAUUACUCCUAAUUGUGCUUUUCUGCAUGUUCAUAUGGGGCUACUAUCGGAAGCAUGGAGAAGAUCACGUUUACCCACCAGGUCCCCCUACUCUCCCUAUUCUGGGCAAUUUGUGGACCCUAAGAUUUCAACUUCAUCAUGAAACCUUCAUUGAGCUGGCGAAGAUAUAUGGGAAUGUGUACACUGUAUGGCUGGGGCAGAUACCAGUCAUAGUUCUGAAUGGAUUCAAAGCUGUCAAAGAGGUUCUGAACUCCCAUUCUGAAGCAUACACUGGGCGUCCUCUGUUGCCAUUUUUCAUGGAUUUAAUGGGAGAAAAAGGAGUUGUUCUAACGUCUGGACAUACCUGGAAGCAGCAGAGACGCUUUGGGCAGGUGGCCCUCAAGAAAUUGGGCCUGGGGAAAAGGAACAUGGAGGUGCGCAUACAAGAGGAGGUUCAGAGUCUGCUGGAAAUGUUUGCUGCUAUGGAAGGGUCUCCGACUGAUCCUUCAGUUUGGAUUACCCACUCUGUAUCCAAUGUUAUAUCUGCAGUGGUGUUUGGAAAGAGAUUUCUCCUGGAAGACAAAGAUUUUCAGAAACUCCACAAAGCUACAGAACUUGUCAUAGCAGCUCCAGGCACCUUAUGGGCCAGGAUCUAUGACUUGGUCCCCACACUUAUGCGUCACCUCCCAGGACCGCACGAGAAAGCGUUCAAAUACUUCCACAUUUUGUGUUCCUUCAUCCAUAAUGAGGUCAAAGAACAUCAGGAGCUACUCAGAAGUGAGUUGCGAGCAAAAGAGGACAUGGAUUUCAUAGAUCAUUAUCUGAUUCAGAUCUCCAAGACUAAAUGUGACUCAAACUCCACAUUUAAUGAAGAAAACCUGGUCCAUCUUGUGGCAGACUUAUUCAUGACUGGGACAGAAACAGUGGCAACUACACUACAAUGGGCACUUCUCUAUAUGGUGGCAUUCCCAGAUAUUCAGGGGAAGGUACAGGAAGAGUUGGACGCUAUUCUUGAAGGGUCACACAUGAUUAAUAACGAGGACCGAAAGCGAUUGCCAUACACCAAUGCUGUGAUUCAUGAGAUUCAGCGCUUUGGAAACAUUGUCUCCGUUGGAGUUGUGAGAAAGUGCAUGGCAGACAUAAGGCUACAUGGCUUCAAGGUGCCCAAGGGAACCAUAAUUCUUCCAAAUAUUUCCUCUGUUCUGUAUGACCCUGAGCAAUGGAAGUCACCCAGAGAGUUCAGCCCACUACACUUUCUGCAAGAAAAUGGAACAUUUGAAACCAAGGAGGCCUUCUUGCCAUUCUCAUCAGGACAACGGGCAUGCUUGGGAGAGCAUCUGGCCAAGAUAGAACUCUUUCUUUUCUUCUCCAACCUACUGAGGACAUUUAGCUUUCAGGUUCCUGAAGGAGAAUGCCAGCCUAGACUGGACUAUGUCCAAGCAGCAACUCUCCAGCCUUACCCAUAUCGGGUCCGUGCUGUAUUGCGCUAA
This is a messenger RNA of Pelobates fuscus (common spadefoot toad), 1539 nucleotides long. Its product is annotated as cytochrome P450 2J5-like. The transcript has 9 exons. Gene Ontology annotation, cellular component: intracellular membrane-bounded organelle; cytoplasm. Lineage: Eukaryota; Metazoa; Chordata; Amphibia; Anura; Pelobatidae. Gene Ontology annotation, biological process: xenobiotic metabolic process. The record is from RefSeq and is a predicted model, not a curated record. Bases 1 to 1539 code for a protein of 512 amino acids. Gene Ontology annotation, molecular function: oxidoreductase activity, acting on paired donors, with incorporation or reduction of molecular oxygen, reduced flavin or flavoprotein as one donor, and incorporation of one atom of oxygen; heme binding; iron ion binding.